Esox lucius (northern pike) is the source of this 1400-nucleotide messenger RNA. Its product is annotated as E3 ubiquitin-protein ligase TRIM39. The coding region runs from base 1 to 1179 and encodes 392 amino acids. The transcript has 6 exons. Gene Ontology annotation, molecular function: zinc ion binding; protein binding. NCBI's taxonomy places the organism in Eukaryota, Metazoa, Chordata, Actinopteri, Esociformes, Esocidae. The record is from RefSeq and is a predicted model, not a curated record.
AUGUCGGGGGAGAAAGUUUCCGUUAAAAGGCCUGUCUGCAGUCUGCACAGCAAGAUAUUCACACUAUUCUGUCUAGACCAUGAAGAGCCUGUGUGUUCGGUGUGUGAGCGGUCCAGUAAACACAAAACACACAAGUGUAUCCCAGUAGAUGAGGCUGCUCUGGAUCGCAAGGGGAUGCUCUUAGAGAAUGGACUGAAGCCCUUAGAGGAGAAGCUGGAGGGAUUUAUGGAUGUUAAACAUACCUUUGAACAAACAACAGAGCUUAUUAAGAGCCAGGCCCAGCAGAUAGUGCAACAAAUAGAGGAGGACUUUGCGAAGCUCCACCAGUUUCUGAGACAUGAAAAGGCAGCCAGGAUGGCAUCUCUAAAGGAGGAAAAGGAAGAAAAGCUAUUGAGGAUGAAGAACAAAGUUGAAGAUAUGAACAGAGAGAUGGCGUUCAUCCUAGAAGAAAUAGGAGGCAUAAAGAGGGACCUGGUAUCUGAUGACAUCUCCUUCCUCCUGACCUACAAGGACACACCGAAGCGAGCCCAGAGCGCGAGGCCUAACCCAGAGUUGGAUUCAGGAGCACUGAUAGAUGUGGCCAAGCAUCUGGGCAACCUGCAGUUCCAAGUCUUGGAGAUGAUGCUGAAGACUGUUCAAUACAAUCCUGUGAUUCUGGACCCCAACACAGCGCAUCCACGACUCAUCCUCUCGGAUGACUUGACCAGUAUGAGAUUCAGCGAUGGGAUACGGUUGCUUCCUGACAACCCGGAGAGGUUUGAUAACUAUCGAAUGGUCCUGGGGUCCGAGGGCUUUGAUUCAGGGACACAUAGCUGGGAUACGGAUGUUGGAGAGAAUACAGUAUGGUUUGUGGGUGUGGUCUCUCAGUCUGUCCAGAGGAAGGGACCAGUGCAGACUGGCCUCUGGCGUGUAGGUUAUUAUAACAAUAGAUACUGGGCCCGCAGCCAAACAGAGCCUCAGAUUGUCCUGACUCUGGAACGGAAACCUCGGACGAUCAGAAUACAGCUGGACUGGGCCAGACAAACUCUGUCAUUUGUGGACCUUGAUCAUAACACACACCUACACAUGUUCACCCACAAUUUUACUGAAAAAGUCUUUCCAUACAUCAAUAUUGGCAGUGAUGUUUACCCUGCCAGGAUCCUACCAGGGAAAGCCUCUGUUACAGCUGAACAGCGCUGAUCACUGGCUGGUCCAACCUAAUCUGUUGUUGUUGUGUACUGAAGCUGUGUGAGGCUGCUUAUCCUGGGUGCCUCCCACAUAUGAGAUCACAUGUUACACAGGAUUUAGUUUUGCUCAUGUAGUAUGUUUUUCAAAUGGUAAAAACAUAGUUUUAUUUAGACUAAAGUAAAAUGAUUAAUAGAAUGCAUUAAUAAAUGUAAUCCCUUAUCAAUAAAAACAAC